GGCGGGCCCGGCCGCGGCCCGCAGAGCCGUCCCCGCCCGCCCGCGCCCCGACCAGCCCGGCUUCGGGCAGCCUCUCACCGGUGUCCCGAAUCCGCGUCAGCCCCAGGUCCCAGCCAUGGCGCUGAGCGAGCCCAUCCUCCCGUCCUUCUCCACUUUCGCUAACCCGUGCCGGGAGCGCGGCCUGCAGGAGCGCUGGCCGCGCACCGAGCCCGAGGCAGGCGGCACCGACGACGACCUCAACAACGUGUUGGACUUCAUCCUGUCCAUGGGGCUGGACGGCCUGGGAGCUGAGUCCGCCCCGGAGCCCCCGCCGCCCCCGCCGCCCCCGCCGCCCCCGCCGCCCGCGUUCUACUACCCGGACCCCGGCGCGCCGCCUCCCUAUGGCGCCCCCGCGGGCGGUUUGGUGUCCGAGCUGCUGCGGCCCGAACUGGACGUGCCACCGGGACCCGCGCUGCACGGUCGCUUUCUGCUGGCGCCGCCGGGCCGCCUAGUGAAGGCUGAGCCCCCCGAGGCGGACGGUGGCGGCGGCGGCUACGGCUGCCCGCCCGGCCUGGCCCGCGGACCACGGGGCCUCAAACGCGAAGGCGCCCCCGGCACGGCAGCCGCGUGCAUGCGAGGCCCCGGGGGCCGGCCCCCGCCACCGGCCGACACGCCACCGCUCAGCCCUGAUGGCCCCGCGCGCCUGCCUGCACCCGGCCCGCGCGCCCCCUUCCCGCCUCCCUUCGGCGGCCCGGGCUUCGGCGCGCCCGGGCCCGGCCUGCAUUACGCGCCGUCCGCGCCCGCCGCCUUCGGUCUCUUUGACGACGCGGCCGCCGCCGCGGCGGCUCUGGGUUUGGCGCCACCCGCCGCCCGAGGUCUCCUCACGCCGCCUGCGUCUCCGCUGGAGCUGCUGGAGGCCAAGCCCAAGCGCGGCCGCCGGUCCUGGCCGCGGAAACGCACGGCCACGCACACCUGCAGCUACGCGGGCUGCGGCAAGACCUACACCAAGAGCUCGCACCUCAAGGCGCACCUGCGCACGCAUACAGGCGAGAAGCCCUACCACUGCAACUGGGAAGGCUGCGGCUGGAAGUUCGCGCGAUCGGACGAGCUCACGCGCCACUACCGCAAGCACACCGGCCACCGGCCCUUCCAGUGCCACCUGUGCGACCGUGCCUUCUCGCGCUCCGACCACCUGGCGCUGCACAUGAAGCGGCACAUGUAGCCCGGACGCCCCCCACCCCCACCCGCGCGCGGCCGUGGCGGGUCCCACGCGCCGGGCACGGCCCCCUUCCAAACUGUGACUGGUAUUUAUUGGGCCCAGAGGACCGGGGCCGGGCACAGCGUGGCCACCGAGGGGGCGCCCCUCCCCGCCCGCCCCCCCCCCCGCCCCCACGAUGCCCGACCCCCAGCAGAGACUGAAGGCCCGGUGGGAGAAGACCACGAUCCUCCUUGACGAGUUUUGUUUUCAAAAUGGUGCAAUAAUUAAGCGUCGUCUUCCCCCAGCCCCACCGGGUCUACACUAGAGGAUCGAGGCUUGAUGCCUUGUGAAAAAUAACGCCUUAACUUGUACUGUGCAACGUUUUUUUAUAAUAUUGUACAUAGAAACUGUGACAUAUUGUAUUAUUGUAAAUAAGACAAGUGGGCAUUUUGACUACCUAGUAGAACAUUUUUAUAAGAUUUUGCUGUUUUUUUUAAUUAAAAAAAAAAGUUUUGCAUCGUUUGAAAAAAAAA
Messenger RNA from Capra hircus (goat), 1710 nucleotides. RefSeq names its product Kruppel like factor 2 (gene KLF2). Gene Ontology annotation, biological process: regulation of transcription by RNA polymerase II. The record is from RefSeq and is a predicted model, not a curated record. NCBI's taxonomy places the organism in Eukaryota, Metazoa, Chordata, Mammalia, Artiodactyla, Bovidae. Gene Ontology annotation, molecular function: RNA polymerase II cis-regulatory region sequence-specific DNA binding; DNA-binding transcription factor activity, RNA polymerase II-specific. Bases 116 to 1201 code for a protein of 361 amino acids. The transcript is spliced from 3 exons.